This is a messenger RNA of Diceros bicornis minor, 524 nucleotides long. RefSeq names its product hemoglobin subunit zeta. NCBI's taxonomy places the organism in Eukaryota, Metazoa, Chordata, Mammalia, Perissodactyla, Rhinocerotidae. The transcript has 3 exons. Bases 1 to 429 code for a protein of 142 amino acids. The record is from RefSeq and is a predicted model, not a curated record. Gene Ontology annotation, biological process: oxygen transport; hydrogen peroxide catabolic process. Gene Ontology annotation, cellular component: blood microparticle; hemoglobin complex; haptoglobin-hemoglobin complex. Gene Ontology annotation, molecular function: peroxidase activity; iron ion binding; oxygen binding.
AUGUCGCUGACCAAGGCUGAGAGGACCAUCAUCAUGUCCAUGUGGGGCAAGAUCUCCAUGCAGGCGGACGCCAUUGGCACCGAGGCCCUGGAGAGGCUCUUCGCCAGCUACCCCCAGACCAAGACCUACUUCCCGCACUUCGACCUGCACCCGGGCUCGGCGCAGCUGCGAGCACACGGCUCCAAGGUGGCGGCCGCCGUGGGCGACGCGGUGAAGAGCAUCGACAACGUCGCGGGCGCGCUGGCCAAGCUGAGCGAGCUGCACGCCUACAUUCUGCGCGUGGACCCGGUCAACUUCAAGCUCCUGUCCCACUGCCUGCUGGUCACGGUGGCCUCGCGCUUCCCCGCCGAAUUCACGGCCGACGCCCACGCCGCCUGGGACAAGUUCCUGUCCAUCGUGUCCAGCGUCCUGACCGAGAAGUACCGCUGAGCACAGCCUCCGGACCACGAGGGCGGCCUGCGACCCCUCCCGUGCCCCUGAACCCUCCCACAGUUCCUCCCGGGACUCCCCAAUAAAUGGAUGAG